This is a messenger RNA of Serendipita indica DSM 11827, 3522 nucleotides long. The record is from the annotation of a GenBank genome assembly. Lineage: Eukaryota; Fungi; Basidiomycota; Agaricomycetes; Sebacinales; Serendipitaceae.
AUGGAACGCACUCCAAAGGCCAAAGCACGCCGACAGUCGCUGCCUACGCAGCAUCACCUCUCCCAUCCGACCGCACAAGACGAUGGCAGCGCAACAAACGCGGCGCAUGCAGAGCUCAUCCGAUUUCGAGACGAAAUGGGCAUCCAUGGGCAUCCCCAUUCGACACCAGUCGCGGCCAAUGCCCACUAUGUAAUGACAUUCGACGCUGGCAUGAGCAAACCAUCCUCAACCGCAGCUGCCAGCAACAAGAGGUACUCUCCGUCAACCUCGAGUGCAGUCGAUACAGCAACAAGCCGCACCGAGCAACGGUCUAUCAAAGCAGAGUCGUCGGAUGUGGGGACGAGUCUUGCGUCGGCUAAUCGUGACGUGAAUGGCAACUCUAGCGGUGGAGAGAACGCUGUCACCAAGAAAAAAGUCCGCAAGAAGUGGUCCAUCGACGAGACCAAAAUGCUGGUCGACGGCUGUCGAAAGGGAACUGGAAGUCCAUGUUGGAUGACCCGGACCUCCAAUUUGAUCCUGAUCGAACGCCCGUUGAUCUCAAAGAUAGGCACGUUUCGUACUUACUUUCCCGAUACCUAUCGACGGCUAUAUCCAAACGCAAAAACGCAUAUCCCCAGCUCGAGUGCGCGAGCUAAGCGGACAGAGCUUCCGGACUGCCCCACUUUCUUCGAGAAGAGUCGAAGCAAGAAGCGUAGGCCAUUUACAAAGGAAGAAGACGACGCGUUGCGAGAAGGUUUUGAAAAGCACGGGACCGUAUGGGCCAUUAUUGCAAAAAACCCCGUUCUAUCCACGAGACGGAGUACAGACCUUAGGGACCGCUUUCGCAAUGCAUUUCCGGAUCUCUACGAAAAGGCUGGCUACAAGCCCCGUCCGACCAAGCCUGGGAAGAAGCAACGAGGUGCGGAUAUUGUAGAAUCGACGCGACAAACCUCCGGUCCCAUUGAACGACGUCGUUCGACCUCGUAUCCGACGCGAGAGCUGACGACUGUCCGGGAAAUGUCCAUGGAGCCCGAGCAGACUUUGUCGACGACGCCAGAGGCAGAAGAUUCAUUUGAAAUGAAUGGUACCAAUGGCAACGAAAGCGCCAGCGAACUCCCUCACACGCCUCAAAUGGAGACGGACAUGGAUAUUGCGCUCGAUGAAAAGCCUAUCAAGACGGAUACUCGAUCAACGUCGACAGCAGCUACGUAUGGUGAUUCAGAUGCCGUCAGGUCAACCAACACGAACGAACAUGGAGGGUAUGCGUCUCGACAGCGGAGUUCGUCGAAUGCGCAACGCAGUAUUUCUGGAGAAGUCGCUCCCUCUCCUCAACAAGGACAUCCUCAGAACGUACAGCCGUCGCCAGCAUUUUCGCAAGGAGGGCACGACCACAAAAUCUCCAACGCCUCGUGGUACCCCGCGCGAUGGCUCUCUGGCGCCCAAGGAGGGUAUAUGGAAGACCCGAACGGUACAAGCGGUCGUGGACAGUCGUCGCAUGUUCAAGGCUUGAUGGACAACUUUGAUGGAGUUUCCGGCUUAGGUUUAAACGGCGUCGGAUUCCCGUCCAACUCGGGACUUGGCUUAGGAUUUGGAUUGGUCACCGGUGGAUGGGAAAACCAACAGACUAUCAUUGACCGGUACGAUUUACCCUCAUCUGCGGCGCAUCUUCUCCAUGGCGGAGAGUUCCAAUCCGAAGCCGGGAUCGGCGAUACCGGGAGCUCGUUGUCUGGUCUCGACGAGUAUAAUGCAAAUUCUCAAAUGUCAAUGAGCUCACAUCAUCGGUAUGCUGGCGACUUGUUCCUGGCUAGAGGUGCGGGUUUCGGAGGUGGAGGCUGGAAUGGAUGGGGGAACCAUGGUUUUGGUUUCAUGUUUAGUGGCAGCAACCAAGGGAAUAUGCCCAGUUUUGCACGCGCUGGAAUUGAUUUGGGCGGUCCAUUGCCAGAUGCCAGCAGUCACCUCAGCAGUGGCGCCCAGUCACCAGAAUUUCCACAAAUGUUACGACAGGACCAAUCGAUUGAGGACCUAGGCGCUGCUCUAGGUGGCUCUAUUCUCAGUAGUCCGCAUUCGGUCGACCCCUCGAAGACAUUAUUACACGAUAUCGCAACCCCGCCUCCAGGAACCCCUGCGCCUACUUCACCUGCGACACGAAGCUUUACAAAUGUGGACAUGUAUGGAAAUCCGAACCAUGUCCAUGCGGGUCCAGGAGUAGGGCUCGUUCGUCAUUCGAGCAUGGGGACCGACUUGCUCUUGCAAGGCCACAAUCCCCAACCACCCUCGUCGAGACAUGCCUUUCAACAGCAGACCCAGUCAACUUCGUCGCACUCUCGCAGCUACUCUCAACCCCCAUCCGAGCAUCGCAUCCAGCCUGGUCAGAAUCGGUCCGCAAAUACGACCGUUUCGAGUCCUGUCAAGAGUCCUUUCCAGAACCUCGAUGCACGUGGCUACGAAGUGUCGUUUGAUGGUCUGGUCAACUCGAGAGGUGGAAGUCCUGCCCGACAUCCCAACUCUUUUGGCCAAGAUGUGGCCGGUGGACAAUCUGCGAUGAACGGUCAAUAUCAGUCGCAUCAAGUACGCCAUUCGCACCAGUACUCGCAAGACAGCGACGCUCAACACCAGGAGCAGCAGCAACAACGUACACCCGUUCAAAAGCAUGCUCCUUUGCGAAACUUUGACACACUCUUCCCACCUGCAAACUCUGCGUCUCUGUUCACCGCGCCAGGCGCGUCUUGGGGCCAGCUCUCAUCAGUCGCAAUGGCGCUGGAUCUCCAUGGUGCAUCUCAUCCGUAUGGUGCUGGACAUGCGCCAGCGUCUGCAUCGCAGUCAAGUCUGGGGAUGCAGAUGCACGGUUCUUAUGGAAACCAUUUCAUGGAACAGUUUGCCGACUUUGAGACCAAUGCCCUCGAUCUUGCCACGACUGUUACGGGCCCUCACUCGGGUACUAUCAACCUCCUUUCUCCAAAUUCCUCCAAUCAAAGCGUCAGCUCACCACCGUCGCAAUAUCCGAUUACACCCUCGACUGUCAGCAAUCAUCUCCAGAGCCCCGUCUCUAUUCAUAGCCAGAAGCAUUCGCCAAAUCCUUCGGGAUCAAAACCAGUCUUCAAGACGCCAAACCUUCCAGCAUCGAGAUCGCUGAAUCCAAAUACGUAUAUACAACAGCAACAGCAGCAACAGCAAUUCACCUCGCCUUCUGCCUCUUUAUUGCCUGGAUCCAUGUCCAUGGACGAUUCGAUGAUCAUCAGCCAGCCAGCUCAAAGCCAUCUUCCCCAAGGCGGAACGACACGUCGGGAAUCGUUCUCGUAUGGAACUACAGCAGCGAACCAGAGCGUAAACUCUGGAAUGAUGCUCUCGCUUAACCGUGUGCAAUCGGCGGGGAGUGCUGGUGCCGGAUCUGGGUCACUGGCGGUGCCCCAGGCGCAUCUUCAGCAUCACAGGUCGAGUGCUGCACAGGAGAAUAUGAAGCAAAAGGGAUGGGAUAAGACGAUCACGACUCGAAGAGCCAAGCGCGCUAGCUGGGGUGCGGCGCAGUCCUUUGGCGACGUAUAG